Abrus precatorius (Indian licorice) is the source of this 1624-nucleotide messenger RNA. Its product is annotated as protein DA1-related 2-like. The transcript is spliced from 12 exons. Gene Ontology annotation, molecular function: ubiquitin binding. NCBI's taxonomy places the organism in Eukaryota, Viridiplantae, Streptophyta, Magnoliopsida, Fabales, Fabaceae. The record is from RefSeq and is a predicted model, not a curated record. Bases 68 to 1609 code for a protein of 513 amino acids.
UUUUCAUUUUUCGUGUUUCCUUUUGCCUCCUCUACCUCUCACGUAACAAAAAAUCUAUACAUAGCCCAUGGCUCCUCCCUCACAUAUCAAUCAUCUUUCUCACCCUUGUAUAUACGGGGACUUUGUUUCUUCAUACUCAGAGAGAAAGUCUGGUUUUAUGAAAUGGUUUGGGAAGAUUUUCAAACUUGGGUCCAGUAGUAGAGGAAGGGGUGGUGGCCGUCAUAUACAGCAGCCUGUGGAGGAAAACAUGGUUUGGCCAGCUUCAGCUAGAUCAUUGGAUGACCGAGCUAGAUUUCGGAAGGAGGAAGAGGAUUUGGACCAUGCAAUUGCACUUUCUUUGAGCGAUGAUUUAAAGAGACCAAUAAGAUAUAGAUGGAGAACAGGAACUGAUGAAGAUUAUGCAAAGGCUCUUCAGGAUCGCAUGUUCUCAUCUGCACAUCCUCCAUAUACCCCUUUACCUUUUUAUCCACGGGGAUAUGGUGUGGCAUCUCAUAUCAAAAUAUGUGGAGGGUGCAACCAAGAAAUACUUCAUGGAAAUUGUUUAGGAAUUGGGCAUAGUUAUUUUCAUCCAGACUGUUUUAGGUGUCACAUUUGUCAUUACCCAAUUACUGAGCAUGAGUUUUCUUUGUCAGGGAAGCAUCCAUAUCACAAGUCUUGUUUUAAAGAAUUGACCCACCCUAAAUGUGAAGUUUGCCAUCAAUAUAUACCUAUAAAUGCUGCUGGUUUGAUUGAGUAUAGAUGCCACCCCUAUUGGAACCAAAAGUACUGUCCAUCUCAUGAAUAUGAUAAUACAGUUCGCUGCUGUAGUUGUGAAAGAUUAGAGUCCCGGGAUGAAAGAUACUUGAGAUUGGAAGAUGGAAGGAUUUUGUGCUUUGAGUGCAUGGAAUCUGCUAUAACAGACACUGGUGAAUGCCAACCUCUUUAUCAUGCUAUCAGAGAUUAUUAUGAAGGAAUGAAUAUGAGAAUAGACCAACAAGUUCCCAUGCUUCUUGUUGGCAGAGAAGCACUCAAUGAAGCUAUUGUUGGGGAGAAGAAUGGUUUCCAUCACAUGCCAGAAACAAGAGGCUUAUGCCUUUCAGAAGAGCAAACUGUCACAAGUGUAUAUAGAUGGCCAAGAAUUGGAGGCCAUCGAUUAAAUGGGAUGAGAAGUCAACCUCACAAGCUGAAUAGAAAAUGCGAAGUGACAGCUAUUCUUGUUCUCUAUGGUCUUCCGAGGUUACUCACAGGUGCUAUCCUUGCCCACGAGUUGAUGCAUGCUUGGUUACGCCUUAAAGGUUAUCGCAACCUUAAUCCUGAAGUAGAGGAAGGUAUUUGUCAGGUUCUUUCUUACAUGUGGCUUGAGGCAGAGGUAAUGUCAGGUUCUAGAACCAUGCCGUCAACAUCAUCAUCAUCGUCAGCUUCUUCAUCUUCCUCCUCCUCGUACUCAUCAAAGAAGGGUGCAAAAUCUCAAGUUGAAAAUAAAUUGGGUGAAUUUUUCAUGAACCAAAUAGCCAAUGAUUCUUCCCCUGCUUAUGGUGGUGGCUUUAGAGCAGCCAAUGAAGCUGUUAAUAAGUAUGGUCUACAUUCUACUUUGGAGCAUAUUCGUUGGACUGGUAAUUUCCCACUGUAACAAGAACAUGCUCUU